Messenger RNA from Anolis sagrei ordinatus, 1068 nucleotides. Its product is annotated as nicotinamide N-methyltransferase-like. Gene Ontology annotation, cellular component: cytosol. Gene Ontology annotation, molecular function: N-methyltransferase activity. Lineage: Eukaryota; Metazoa; Chordata; Lepidosauria; Squamata; Anolidae. The record is from RefSeq and is a predicted model, not a curated record.
GUGGAGAUUUAGCUGCCAAGAACUGUCCUCAAAGAGGCAUGAGGAACUAGAGGCCCAGCGCAGGGAAACAACACAUCCGCUGCCCAGGAACGCUGAAAACACCAUGGAAGAAUUCACCAGUGGAGAGGUUUACCAGAAAGAAUUCGACCCUCAGGCCUAUCUGGAAUAUUUCAAUUUGGGAAGCGACAGUUUGGGAAACGAGGCUGUUACAUUUUACCUGAAAUGCUUUUGCAAGACCUUCACUCCAGAUUUCCUGAAAGGAGACACUUUGAUCGAUCUAGGCAGUGGCCCCUGCAUCUACCAAUUCAUGUCAGCUUGUGAGUCCUUUGAGAACAUCAUUGCCUCUGACUACCUUGACCAAAACCUCCAGGAAAUAGAAAAAUGGCGGAAGAAUGAACCCGGAGCUUUUGACUGGAGUUCUAUAGGAAUGUAUGUAUGUGAGCUGGAGGGAAACAGAGUCAAGUGGCCUGAGAAGGAGGCCAAGCUUCGAAGAGCCAUCCAGCAGGUCCUGAAGUGUGACGUCAACCUCCAGAACCCAAUGGCCCCCCUCCGUUUGCCCCCAGUGGACUGUGUCCUCUCCACCGAAUGCCUGGAAUCCGCCUGCAAAGACCAGGCCAGCUACAGGGCUGCUUUGAGCAACGUCAGCUCCUUGCUGAAACCUGGGGGGCAUUUGGUGCUCAGUGGGCUUGCGGAGACCACUUUCCUCGUGGUGGGCUCCCGGAAGUUCUCCAUCUUGUUCCUGACGGAGAAAUUCCAGAGGGAAGCCCUCGCGGAAAAUGGCUUUACCAUUAUCCAGUUCAAAACACAACCCAGGAUUGAUAAAAUGACGAUGGAUUUGUGUGAUUUUGCUGCAUUGUAUUUCAUCAUAGCUCAGAAAGUGAAGGAGGCCUAAGGCCCUCAGAAUGUAUGGGAGAGCCACGAAUACCCUAUGCUUGUUAUUCUUUUUCAUUCCAAGUAGUCUGCCAUUGAUUCCUAAUGUAUCCCAUGAUCAUUUGGCUGAACAAGGGCAAUCUAUUUCGCAGAACUGUUGGGGAAAGAAGAUAUAAUAAACUUUUUCUUAUGAUGUUC